AUGGAUGGAAUCAAAUACGCAGUAUUUACAGAAAAAAGUCCUCGUUUAUUGGGCAAGAAUCAAUAUACUUUUAAUGUUGAAUCGGGAUUCACUAAGACAGAAAUAAAGCAUUGGGUCGAACUCUUCUUUGGUGUUAAGGUGGUAGCUGUGAAUAGCCAUCGACUACCUGGAAAAGGUAGAAGAAUAGGACCUAUUCUGGGCCAUACAAUGUUGUAA
Triticum turgidum subsp. durum (durum wheat) is the source of this 216-nucleotide messenger RNA. NCBI's taxonomy places the organism in Eukaryota, Viridiplantae, Streptophyta, Magnoliopsida, Poales, Poaceae. The record is from the annotation of a GenBank genome assembly.